AGUUCACCUCUUCGUCCAGCAGAGGCCGCAAAGCCCGCGCUUUUAUGGUUCAUGUUAUUGUUUCGUUGAUUUUGGCUGAGCUAGCAUAAAAGAUACCUUCACUCUCAUUAGCGUAACCGUUGUUAGCCAGCCGCACACGUUAACGCUCCCGUUUUCACUGUAUACUCCGUUAACAGGCAGCUUAAACUAGUCAACACACUUAAUGUUUACAGUUGAGUGGAUUCAACAUGGACGAGCGGGACACUGCGGCGAUCCUACACGGAGAUGUCCUCAGUGACACAUUAGCGGACGAACCACAGCUCGACGUAAACAAAGAGGAGCCUGGUGUACCGACCACCGACGUCGUACGACCGCCUGUUACAUGCUCGCUGCCGGUGUCCGUUGAGCCGGUGUUGUUCCUGUCCAUGUUCUCCCUGACCCUGCAGGCACCUCUGUCGACCCAGUACCUGUGGGACCGCAUAAGCGAAGACCUCGGCUACAACGGCUCCAAGAGGUCGGAGUGCGGCAACAGCUCAGCGCCCCCCGACCCGCUUCAGAAGGAGGUGGAAACCUUGACAGCACACUGGAACCUGUACAUCAGUCUGGGGGGCUUUUCUGUCGGGCUCUUGGUUGUGCCUCUCCUGGGCUCGUGGAGUGACCUCGCUGGUCGCAGACGAGUCCUCAUCCUCCCUAACCUUGGCCUGGCCCUGCAGGUGAUCGUGUACCUUGUGGUGAUGUAUCUCAAGCUGCCCGUGGUCUAUUUUCUAGUGGGACGGCUGCUUAGCGGCCUGUCGGGUGAUUUUAAUGCCGUCCUGGCAGGCUGCUUUGCCUAUGUGGCAGACAUCAGUGACAGGCGCUCUCGCACCUUCAGGGUGGCAAUCCUAGAGGCGUGUCUGGGCCUGUCAGGAAUGCUAGCCAGCAUCAUUGGAGGACAGUGGCGGCGGGCUCAAGGUUACAUCAACCCGUUCUGGCUCGUGCUGGCCACCAACUUGGUGUCAGCUCUGUAUGCCUUCCUCUUUGUCCGUGAGUCUGUGGUGCCAGACCCGAGUGCUAAGCUCCUCACUACUCGACACCAUAAAGCUGUCUGGCACCUCUACUCAUCAGGAGGCAGCAGCAGUGAGGCUGGAGGACGAUUUCACAGAUGCAAGCUGUGGCUUUACACGCUGUGCUUCUUUCUGGUGGUGACUGUUCACUUCGGCUCCAGAGAACUGUACGUGCUGUACGAGCUGAGCUCGCCUCUGUGCUGGGGGCCAGACUUUAUUGGCUACGGAUCAGCAGCUCAGCACCUGGGCUACCUGAGCAGUCUGGUGGGGCUAAAGCUCAUGCAGCACUGCAUGGAGGACUCCUGGGUGGCUCUUGUGGGUCUUGCCUCCAACAUUGUUGGUCUGGUGGUCUUUUCUGUGGCUAACAGCACUCAGCUCAUGUUUACAGGUUAUGGUCUGUGUUUGCUCUUCAUGACAUCAACACCUGUGCUGAGGUCCAAGCUGUCCAAGUUGGUGGACCCAUCAGAGCAAGGUGCCCUGUUUGCAUCUGUUGCCUGUGUGGAGAGCUUGUGUUAUCUGGUGGGCAGCGGCGUUUUCAACUCCCUCUACCCAGCAACCCUGCACUUCAUGAAGGGAUUCCCUUUCCUCUUUGCUGCCAUCAUCCUCUUCAUCCCAGCUGGAAUAAUAGGGACUCUGCAGUGUUUGGAACAAAGGAGAGACCAGAGAGAAGCCACAGUGUCCUGACCUGCAGAGAGGUGGAGGGCAGGAUCACAAAAGAGAGUGCAGGUUCAUCCUGGUGUUAGUCUGAAAGGUGAGCAGAGACAUCCGUCGUGUCUGCAGUUUUAUUCACUCACCCAGGGAUGGGAUUUUUCCAUCUUGUUACACCAGAAAGAAUAACUAAGCGAUGAAGAAACUACAUCCUGACUGACAGUUCUGCCAAACCCAAAAAUGUGUCUUUAUAAUUAAAAUUUGAUGUAAUUUUUUAAUAUCAUGAGCUAUUUUAGAGCAUCAGAGAUCAUGACACUGCCGUGUCAUCACAGAUUCUAUGUAACUCGUCAACAAAAACAAAGAAGUUAUUUUGUAAAUUGCUGCUAUCUGAUUUUGUCCAAGUGCUCACUAACACAAAUAUCUGAUCAGUUGAUCACAUGGCAGCACCUCGGUACAUUUAGGCAUGUAGACAUGGUCAAGGCAACCUGCUGAAGUUCAAACCAAGCAUCAGAAUGUAACAACUUGUUACAACCGAGGUAUGCAGAAGAGCAUACAUUCAAUGCAUAAUAAGUGGAACCUUGAAGCGGAUGUGCUACAGCAGCAGAAGACCACACCAGGUGCCACUCCUGUUAGCUAAAAACAGCGAAUGUAUGUAAUUGUUGUAUAUCUCCAAGUGUCACUGAUUUAAGCCAUAUGUAGAAUCAAUCAGGAAUGAUGUUUUUCAUUGUGUGAAGGUUAAUCAUUUUUAUCUAAAUGACUGCUUCUGCAUUACACGCUGAUCUGUGAAGUAAUGCAGAACCCAUGCACACAGUGUCACGUCCUAGUUGCACAAUGAAGGAACAGGAGCUGCUGAAUCAGCUUUAAAUGCACAAAGGGAAGUUACUUGGCUGAGUGAAGUUUCCACUGACCUACCAUUAACUGAUCAGCGAGAUUCGUUUGAUCAUGUGACCAAAGCCAUCCUUAGAAAACAUACAGUGUGCUACAACUGUCUGAGAGACCUGUCUGUUCUUCUAUAAUUUCCAAUAUUUAGCAAUCUGAAUAAAUUUUAGAGUACAUUUUUUUAAGUGAUGAAAUAAGUGAUGUUUGUGUUUUCACUUUUAACAUUUUAUGUUUUUUCUAUAACUGCGUUUUUUAAAAAGUGAUUAAAUUAUGGUUUUGCACUUCCACUUCUGUUAACAGAGUGAUCUGUUAUAAUAUAAAGUGUGAUAAUUUAAUGAUUUCAAACCCAAAAAUCUUGUUA
Messenger RNA from Pelmatolapia mariae (spotted tilapia), 2910 nucleotides. RefSeq names its product solute carrier family 46 member 1 (gene slc46a1). The record is from RefSeq and is a predicted model, not a curated record. Gene Ontology annotation, biological process: transmembrane transport. Lineage: Eukaryota; Metazoa; Chordata; Actinopteri; Cichliformes; Cichlidae. Gene Ontology annotation, molecular function: transmembrane transporter activity. The transcript is spliced from 6 exons. Bases 228 to 1706 code for a protein of 492 amino acids. Gene Ontology annotation, cellular component: plasma membrane.